Molecule: messenger RNA, 2482 nt
Organism: Symsagittifera roscoffensis
Lineage: Eukaryota; Metazoa; Xenacoelomorpha; Acoela; Convolutidae
Exons: 6
Coding region: 61-2181 (706 amino acids)
Source: RefSeq, a predicted model, not a curated record
UAAUUGUUGUGAUAAACUUAUUAAAUAGAUAAAUUUGUGUAUGGUGCAAUUGCAGCAAAGAUGAUAGCCCUCGGCUUCUCAUCUGCCGCCGAAAGGGACGGACAGAGGAAAGCCUCUAUUCUGAAACACUGUCGACCAAAUGAGGAAGUUGCAACUCCCUCUCAAUUAGGACCCACUAUUCUUCACAUGGCUCCGUUGUCACGUGGAUCCUACAGAACAGCUGUGUCUUCCUGUUCCCUGCCUCUGGACCUGAUACUGUUCCUGUCAGUGGAGUCACACUUGGACAGGAUGCGCUCAGUGGGCAGUAUAGUGAACUGGCUGCACCACCACAUCUGUCCAGCUGCCAGAACAGACUUCGACCACUCUGCAUGGACUGCACUCAUUCACGCACAGCUGAUGAGAGACCACAGAUUCCAACCCUACUCACACACUGCAGCAGGAGGUGGGAAUGGUGUGGAGCAGUGGCGUGUCAAGGGUGGGGAGUGGAGGGAGAAGAUGAUGUUGAUGCUGAGGGGGGAGGAGACACUCUCCAAAUUGAGACACUUCCUGCCUAGAGUCAACACACUCAUGCAACAGAUAGUUGAAUCAUCUCGGGUGAAUCGGUCUGAGAAGAAAGAAGAGUUAGCGAGCAACUGUAAAACAAAUGGGGCGGAAAAUUGUACUUUGCUACUUGAUCAUUGUUACUCUCUCAUCAGUCAUCCUCAAUAUGGUCAUCCAAGUCAUGAAUUGCAAACCGAAUCAGGAAUAACUUCUGCUGUCCAGCAUACUCCUCAAGAGGCGCAGAUCUCUGAGACGAGUGAUGAUGUCAACAGUUUGAAUACCGCUUCGUCAAGGCCGGAAGAAAAUAUUUGUUUCGACCAUGAGCGAGCCUCAGAUCACGACUGUGAGAAGCAAAAUUGUUACGCCAAGUACGGCUGUAGUUUCACACGAGGCUUUACGAAAGAAGAAGUAGAGAAAGAGUUGGGAACUCUGAAAGUGGUGAGUGGGAAUAGAAGACGCAAACAGAAUCUGAAAAUGUGCCCAAUUAGAGUGAAGGAAGAAGUGAAAAGCGAAGUGGGCGACGAUGAGUGCAACAUGGAAGUGUUGAAGGAGCUGCGAACUCGUGAAGAGGACUUGUUUGGAAUCAAACUGGAACCGGGGGAUAGUAGAAGAGCUUCCCAAGUGAGAGAUGAUGCGCAGUGGACUGUGAACGGGAAGCCGAUUAAGAGAGACGAGAAUGGCAACAGAAUCAUCAAAAUUAGACAAUAUCAAUCGAGGGGAAGACCAAAAAGAAGUGAACAAUUUAAGAAAGAGACGACGAGGUUGCGAAUGAUCAAAUACCGCAAGAUAAUGACACUGACAGAGGAGCCAGAAGAGAUCAUAUCCAUGAUUCCCAAGUCGUUUUACAUCCCCAAGUCACUCCGGAAUCCAAUUAAGGACGAGUGGGAUCAACGCAACCCAGCAGGCAACUCAUGCGCAGAGUCGGUUGGGGUAAAAACAGAGCCAGAUGACUCUGUCUGUACAAAUGGUGACGUCAUGGUUGUGACUGAUAUUUACUCAGAAGAUGAUCUAGAUGUUGAUGUAACAGAUGACGCAACAGAUGAAGAUUGCGUAAUCAAGGAACUUUCCAAUCUAGACAUGGCUAUUGAUGCGAAUUUAGACUAUGCAUCGUUAUUCGUUCCGAAUGAAGGCUUUUUAAACAUGGGUGAGUUCAAAACAGAACCAUCGAGCAAUAAACAAUACCCGGAGAAUUAUGUGAAAGAAGGGCCCAUCAAAUCUGUUCCUUGCCGCAAGCCACGCAAAGCAGUGCCUACCAAACGUAAAUCGUCGUGUCAACAUGACAAGGAGCUCGAAAACUUGAAUAAAAAGACUGCCAAAACUAUCGACUCAACUUGUAAACGUUUAAAUGUAUGUAGUAAACAAUCUCCUAGAUCAUCUAAAGGCAAUCAUACUUCAAGUCAAUCAGAGCGUCAGAUGUCUUACAGAUCAAGCAUGUCAUCAUUGAACAAGAGUAAGAGGAAGCGACAGCCGAAUAGAAUGUUGUCCGACUUCCAACUGAGCAUGACUUUCAACUCACCCUCACAGUCUCCGUCCAAGAAGUCCAAACAGAGACUUCUAAGCAUGAAUUGUAACUCUGUGCUGUCGAAUAUAUUGGAACAGAGGAGAGCGAAGAGCAGGUCAAAAGUUACGAAGCUCCGAUAAAAAACUACGAAGUCAAUCGUUUAGUGAUCAGAUCUGCUGACAUGGAAAGGAAAGUCAGACAAUAUAAUUCUGACAAAACGUUCAUGUACAACUGAAAGUCAUCGAAAAAGAACUCAGUAUCAAAGCAGUAUAUUUAAUAAGUUAAAAUGUCUAUUUAUUGCAUCUAUCUUUUCUUAAUUUAUGACAUUUUCCUUAUGGACUCCAGGAAUAACGUUAUUUUCUCUCUGCUUAAGUUAAUGUAUUUCUAUAAAAGUGCAAUUUUGUAACUUAUUCAUGAACUAUGAGAUUUUUCUAUCGUAUG